Rattus norvegicus (Norway rat) is the source of this 1507-nucleotide messenger RNA. The record is from RefSeq and is a predicted model, not a curated record. NCBI's taxonomy places the organism in Eukaryota, Metazoa, Chordata, Mammalia, Rodentia, Muridae.
AUGGCAGCGCAGCGGCUGCCGGUGGCUGGCGUGGGAGCCUGGAACGCGCUCGCUGUGCUUGUGCUGGCCUUGUGCAACAUAGUCGUCAUCAUGAUUAGCUACCCAAAAGGACGGGAGAUUUCUGAUCUGGUGCAAAAAGGAAUUCCAGUAAAAAUGAGCAUAGAGAUUGGUACUCAUCACAUACAGGAGUUCAUCAGCAGUCAGUCUGUGGUGUUUGCGGCCAUUGCCUUCAUCACGAUGAUGAUUAUCUCAUUAGCAUGGCUAAUAUUCUAUUAUAGACAGCGUUUCCUAUAUACUGGCUCACAGUUUGGAAGUCAGAAUCAUAGAAAGGAAACUAAGAAGGUUAUUGGCCAGCUUCCACUACGCACUGUAAAGCGUGGAGAGAAGGGAAUCGAUGUUGAUGCUGAGAAUUGUGCAGUGUGUAUUGAAAACUUUAAAGUCAAAGGUGUUAUCAGAAUCCUGCCAUGCAAGCAGAUUUUUCAUAGAAUAUGCAUUGACCCAUGGCUUUUGGAUCACCGAACGUGUCCAAUGUGUAAACUUGAUGUCAUCAAAGCCCUCGGAUAUUGGGGGAACCCUGAGGAUGCACAGGAGCUAAGCAUCCCAGAAGCUGCCCCAGGAAGUGUUUCUGUUGGGAAUCUGAGUGUGAGAGUCCAAGAUGAGGACAGGAGUGAAAGCAACCUUCCACCAUCUUCGUCAAGCGAGUUUGGGCCACACUGCCCUUGUCUUAAAGAAGAUGCAGAGGAGGACACAACAUUGCUAGGAGCCGGCAAGAGUGACCCUCAGCAUGGAGGAUCCAUCUGUUAGUGCGGUCUUCACUGACAGCCUCACUGACAGAGCCUUGGCUUGAAUACAGGGCACUCAGUUUUCACUCUAGGGCAUAGUUUGUACACUUGAAAACAAUGGAUUCUAUUUUACUUUACCUUUCAGAUUCAGGUUUGAUAUACAAAGGGCUGAGAUAUUUUAUUCCUAAGAGACUUUAAUUAGCCUUCAUCUAUUUAUCUACUAAAGUAUGACGUCUAUCAUAAAUUUCGUUGUAUCAAACUGUCACAGAGGUAUGUGGAGGGGUUGUUUCUGAGUACUAGACUAGCUUCUGUGGUACUAUAAAACAAGAUUCUGUUUCUCGGGCCUUUUAGACAAAGCUCACUCAGUUGAAUUGUGAAAUGUAGUUCCUUAUUGAUCAUAUGAACUUUCCCUGAAGCAGACUCUAGAACCUGUAAAGUGAGAAAUCUUGCCAGGGGCAGUGGUACACACCUGCAAACUCAGGAGGCCGAGGCAAGAGGAUCUUGACUUCAAGCCUACCCUGGGCUACAUAGCAAGACUGCUAUGUAAGGGGAGAGAGAAAUCAGCUGUCUUGUACUAUAUUGUCUAUAGAGACUUUAGAACCAUGCAUACCUUUUUAUUAUGUGGGAUUGUGAAAAGAACACUAGAUGAUUUUAUGAUUUGCAUUUUUACCUUUACUGCCUAAUUUCUUUUCACACUUGGAAAGAGAAGGGAAUUUAUCCAUGUU